Moesziomyces antarcticus is the source of this 855-nucleotide messenger RNA. RefSeq lists its product as uncharacterized. The transcript has a single exon. The record is from RefSeq and is a predicted model, not a curated record. Lineage: Eukaryota; Fungi; Basidiomycota; Ustilaginomycetes; Ustilaginales; Ustilaginaceae. The coding region runs from base 1 to 855 and encodes 284 amino acids.
AUGCGUUCCUUUGGUACCACCUCGCUCGUUGCCGCUGUUGCCGCCGUCGCCGGUCUCGCCGGCAGCGCCCAGGCUCAGCUCGACCCUUCGCUCGUCACCGGUCUCUCGUCCGGCUGUGCCUCGGGCCUCAUUGGCAUCGUGACCAACUCCAACAUCUCGUCCUGCCUCUCCCUUCCCAACGCCGUCGGUGCGCUCACCAGCGCAGGCAACAACUCGGUCGUCCCCGGCCUCAACCAGUACCUCAGCGGUAGCAUCUGCGGCUCGGGCAAGACCGCCUGCACAAAGGACCAGCUCUCCGCCGCCAACUCCACCCUCCUCCAGGCGUGUGGCUCCGACAUCCAGGGCUCCAACGGCGGCAUCCCCGCGCUCGUCGCCUACUUUAUCAACUCCUACGACCGCCUCCGCAACGCAGGCUGCCUCCAGGACUCCCAGGGCGAGUACUGCCUCGUCAAGGAGAUGUACACGCUCCAGAACGUCACCCAGAUGCCCAUCUCGUUCAGCGGCAUCCAGAACAUCCUCUCCAACCAGUCCACCCAGCAGCAGAGCCUCAUGGCCCUCUCGGCCAACAAGACCGCCUUCUGCUCCGACUGCACCCAUGCGCUCUACUCCACCCUCUUCCCCACCAACUCCAACGCUCAGCUCGCCGGUGCCGUCAACCAGACCUGCAACUCCACCUUCCUCGACGGCAAGGUCCCCUCCACCAUCAAGAGCACCGCCAACGGAAACUCCACCUCCGCUUCUUCCUCCUCGGGCUCGGGCUCGGGCAAGAACGCCGCCGCCGGUAUCAACCUCGGCUCCUUCGCCGCUUUCGGCUCCGCCCUCGCUGCCGUCGCUGCCGGCCUCGCCCUUCUGUAA